UCUUUGGGCAGGAGCUGUCUCCGCCCUUGUUCCACACAGCUGUGGCUGUCCCCUGCGUGGCCUCCCUCCCCUGGGUCCAGCCAGCCUCCGGCCCUACCUGACAAGCUCCCUGCUGCUGGAGCAGCCCGGGCCCUGGGCAGAGUUAGGACCUAGCAUGCUGCUUUGGCAACAGAGGGGCAGCAAGUGCCCAUGUGGGCUUGGGAGCACCCCCACAGCCCCAACUCCAAGUGCUGCCCUGAAUCCCACUCGCAGAGCAGGGUCUUGGGGUGCAGCCACCACCGCUCCUCCCUCCCUGUGGAGGCACUAGAGGAUGGGCGAGGUGGUGGGCCCUGGGAGGUCCUGGUCCCCACAGUCCAGGUCACCCAGGGGCCGAGAGCUCAUCUCUUGAGCUUGGCCUCUGAGCUGGGCACGCGUCCUGAAAAGCCAGGAAGGAGUCCCCAGGCCAGCGGGGCUGGAGCACCAGACAGGGGAGGCAGGGCUGCUUCUACCCUGGCGACUCCCAGCAAUUGGGCCGGGCUCACGGGACAGCGCUUGAGGCACGCUGGAGAUCCCGAGACUUAUCCUGCAUCCUGCAUGCAACCUGCCCCAGGCCACAUGCAUCACAGCCUCCUGCCCACACAGGAUCUGAAUGAGGUUCCCAGCUCCCCCUGUGUCGCAGAGGACAGCUGUGUCACCCGAGGCCGGGCAGGGCAGGCCUGGCCGGGCAGCAGGAGCAAUGCCUGCGGAAGCAGGUCAGGCAGGGCCUUCUCCAGGCGAGCAGGAGGGCAGAGGGGCUGUGCCAGGCCCGCCAGGCCCUUGGACAGGGCGGUGCUGGCUAAUUCCCUGUUUGUUGCUGAAUGCAGGUGGGACGCUGGGAGGACAGGGGCUGUUGGUACCUGCAGCCUGCGUGGGGCCCGGCCCAGCAACUGAGAUGGAGUACGUGGAUAUGAACAAGCUGAGCUGCGGCAAGAAGACGCGGGUGGAAGGUGGCCAGCUGGGGGGUGACGAAUGGACCCGGCACGGCAGCUUCGUCAAUAAGCCUACCCGCGGGUGGCUGCACCCCGACGACAAGGUCAUGGGCCCCGGCGUCUCCUACCUCGUCAGGUACAUGGGUUGCGUGGAAGUUCUCCAGUCCAUGAGAGCACUAGAUUUCAACACCCGGACUCAGGUCACCAGGGAGGCAAUCAGCCUAGUGUGCGAGGCAGUGCCCGGAGCCAAAGGAGCCGUGCGCAGAAGGAAGCCCUGUGGCCGCUCGCUCAACUCCAUCCUGGGCAAGAGCAACCUGAAGUUUGCUGGCAUGCCUAUUACCCUCACCAUCUCUACCAGCAGCCUCAACCUCAUGGCCUCUGACUGCAAGCAGAUCAUCGCCAACCACCACAUGCAGUCCAUCUCCUUUGCCUCCGGGGGCGACCCGGACACUGCAGAGUAUGUUGCCUACGUUGCCAAAGACCCUGUCAAUCAGAGAGCCUGCCACAUCCUGGAGUGCCCCGAGGGCCUGGCCCAGGACGUGAUUAGCACCAUUGGGCAGGCCUUUGAGCUGCGUUUCAAGCAGUACCUAAAGAACCCCCCGAAGCUGGUGACGCCCCAUGACCGGAUGGCUGGAUUCGAUGGCUCAGCCUGGGACGAGGAGGAGGAGGAGGCCACGGAUCACCAGUACUACAAUGACUUCCCCGGCAAGGAACCACCCAUUGGGGGUCUGGUGGACAUGCGGCUGCGUGACGGCGCUGGCGCAGCCCUGACACCCAACCAUCUGGGGGCCACGCUGCCCGUGGGCCAGGUGUCUGGAGGCAACCACGAGACCCGGAAGCAGCACCCUCCUGCGCAAGGACGGGAGAAGCUCCCUGCCCUGGCCGGGGGGCCUGGGCGCCCUGACCUCUUUGAUGACCCAUCCUAUGUCAACGUGCAGAACCUGGACAAGGUGCGCCAGGCCUCCACCACCGGCCUCCCUGGCACCUCCAACGGUAGCACCCAGAGGGACCUCUUUGACAUGAAGCCAUUUGAAGAUGCUCUGCGCGUGCCGCCUCCUGUGCCCAUGGGGCUGCCGCCAGCCCAGGUGGUAGCCUCCAUGGAAGAGCAGUUGCAGCGGGAGCCCUGGUACCACGGGAAGAUGAACCGCAAGGAGGCCGAGAAGUUGCUGAAAGUGAAUGGGGACUUCCUGGUGCGCGAGAGCACCACCACGCCGGGGCAGUAUGUACUGACUGGGCUGCAGGGCGGGCAGCCCAAGCACCUGCUGCUCGUGGAUCCGGAGGGAGUGGUCCGGACCAAGGAUCACCGGUUCGAAAGCGUCAGCCACCUGAUCAGCUACCAUAUGGACAAUCACCUGCCCAUCAUCUCCGCUGGCAGCGAGAUGUGCCUGCAGCAGCCAGUGGAGAGGAGACUGUGAGGGGUGUGGGGCCUCCGUGCGUGGCCCCGGCCCAGCUCGGCCAGGCCUUUCCCCCCCGACCCCCUCCCAGUGGGGCUUUUGGACUGUCUGAGCAGCUCCACGUGGAACCAAAAAACCUGCCUAUUGGAGCCUGCCUGUCCUCGCAGGGGAGCUCCUGCCAGCCCUGUUGGAGCCUGCCUAUCCCUGCAGGGACCUCCUGCCAGAGCUGGGGCCCCUUGGAGCAGGGCCAAGAACUGGGGCCAGAAGCCUGUUCCUGUGGGAGAGGAAGGGGCCUCCUGCCAAAGCACACGCCCUGCCCCACGGCGCUUCGCUAGCACCAAAGCCCCUGCCUGUGGCCACAGUCUGCAGACCCCAGCCAAGGCAACACCACAACCACACGCGCACGCUCACAUGCGUUAGGGGUCCCUAACGCCUACAAAUGCGCGCGCGCACACAUGCACACACACUGAAGAGAGCCCCCGCUACCCACAGAGCUGUCUGUGGGAGGUAGGACUCCCAUUCCCUCGAGCCUGUUCCCCCUCCGUAGGGGACCCCUGACCUCAUCUGUCCUGUGCCCCUGUCCCCCCAGGUGCGAGGGGCUCCCCGCACAGGACCCCUGUUGCAGGGGUUGGGCACGCUGCUCCCACAAGCUGACGGGCAGGCUGGCCGCGCACCUCUAAAUGCCCCGAUCACUUUACGUAUUAACUGUGCCUUGACCCCCACAGGUCCCAGACUCUUAUGCAAAGCCGCCUGCCUGGGGGGCACAGCCCUGGCCUGAGGCAAGGCUCCCCCACCCCCAGGUACCCCUGGGCUUGCCCCCAUCACGCCACACCCCCCCUGCCCCCAGCUGCUCUCAGUACAACCCCUGCCCUAGUGGCUCCCAGCCAGGCCUGCCUGGAGCAGCCGGUGCUGGGUGGCAGAUGGGCCCCAUUCUGCCCCAAGGGGAGCCCGAGCCACACCCCAGCCCUGGCUGCCCCUCGGUUGUGGCCCCUGGGUGGGCGUGGGUGGGGUUGACCAGGGCACGUCCCCCUUCCCUGCCCUGGCAGCCCGUGUUGCAUGCACCUCGUACUGCGAAGCCAAAGCGUCGCCCCGGCCCCUCACACGGGCGCAUUUGUAUGGGGCUGAGAUACCAAAGCAGCGCGGUUCUUAUUAAAGUUGGUAUUUCUGUA
Messenger RNA from Gavialis gangeticus (Gharial), 3510 nucleotides. RefSeq names its product SHC adaptor protein 1 (gene SHC1). Lineage: Eukaryota; Metazoa; Chordata; Crocodylia; Gavialidae. Gene Ontology annotation, cellular component: plasma membrane. The record is from RefSeq and is a predicted model, not a curated record. The transcript is spliced from 13 exons. Gene Ontology annotation, molecular function: receptor tyrosine kinase binding. Gene Ontology annotation, biological process: cell surface receptor protein tyrosine kinase signaling pathway; intracellular signal transduction. The coding region runs from base 629 to 2362 and encodes 577 amino acids.